Molecule: messenger RNA, 1542 nt
Organism: Trifolium pratense (red clover)
Lineage: Eukaryota; Viridiplantae; Streptophyta; Magnoliopsida; Fabales; Fabaceae
Exons: 1
Coding region: 365-1246 (293 amino acids)
Source: RefSeq, a predicted model, not a curated record
CAAAGAAUUUUAAACUAAAUUACUCAAAUAACAUUUAAAACAAAAUACAUGAAUAAUAUUAAAAGAGAAGAUAAUCUCAUACAUGACACGGACUAAAAUACUAGUAUAAAGAAAUUCAAUCAAUUUGAACGAAAAUAUUUCAAUUAAAAACAAAAAUUGAAUGAAUUUUUUUUUGUUCUUACCAAUUUAAGCUUGUUUGAGUGGUUCCUUUUGCCCUAUCCUCUCAUAGAAAAAAAAAAAAGAAAAACUAACCUCAAAAAACUAAAAAGUGAAAAACAAGAGAGAAGAAGAAACUGCACACAUUUUGACCAUUUCUUUCUUUCUUUGUGGCAAUUCAACAAACACCACAUCUCCAUCAUCGUCCAUGGAAGCUCUUACCACACUUCACCACCGUCACCAACCUCUUUGUUCUUCUCUUCACCCUUCUUCUCUCACAUCAACCACCGCUUCUUCUCUCUUUCUCUCAAACCCUUCACCUUCUUCACCAUCUCCAUCAUCUUCCAUUAGAGCUUUAUCUUCACCAUCACCCCCUUCUUCUGAAUCUCUUCAAAAUCUUCAAUACCCAGAACUCAAAACCCCUCAAUUUUUCAACCCUCUUGUUAAAGUUCCAAACUUUGACCCUCCUCUUCAAGACCCAGAACCUAAAUCUCCUCAAUUUUCAAACCCUAUUCGUAAAUUUCCCUCUUUUUUCACUGGUACUGUAGCUGCAUCAGCUUUUCUCUUUCUGGGUUGUUGUCAAAAUGGGUUUAACAAACCAGUUAUGUCACUUUCAUCAGUUGUUUCUAUUGAAGAAACAUUGGAUGAUGAUAAAAAUGAUUCUGUUGAAGAAUUUUUGGGAAGUAAACCUGAUCAUGUUGAAUCUGUUUUGCAUUUGAAGAUGAAAGAGAAAGUUCAUGUUGUGCACAGUUUCAACAAGACCAAAACCAAUGAUGAUGAAGCUUGGCUUGUGUUGAGAGCAGAGAUUUUUAGCUGCAGUAAGAAUUUGGAGUUGAUUAAAGUUGGAUUUGAAAAUAUAUUAGAGAAAGACAUGGAUUGUAACAAGGUUAAUCAGGAUCGUGUUCUCGAGUAUCUUGAAAUUGUUGAUGACUGCAACAGCUAUUUGAAGAGUAUUAAGGUGGCAAUGGAUAGGUGUGAAAGGGUAGAUGCUGAUAUAAGAUUCUUUUGCAAGGUUGUUGAUCAUAUUAGGGUCUUGGAGGGAGACAUGGUUGGUGCUUUGAAACAAUUUAAGCAGAACAAGAGUGAGUAACAUGGAAUUUGAUUUGACGGUAGUUUUGAUUCAGUUUCAACUAUUGCUUAUAUUACUUUUAGAUGAUAUGUUAAUUUUAAGAUAGUGACUUAUUAAGAUGUGAAGCUUUACUGAGAAGGCAUAGACACAUAUAUAGAAUUAGGUAUUAGGUAUUGGAAAUUUAAUUAUGAGUAACAUGGCAUCUUUGUCGUUGUAUUGUAUGAUAUGCACUAUGUACUAUUUCAUGUCCUUGGAGCUUGCGUAUUGGUAUGAGAUGUUAACUUAUGCAUAAAUUUUUCACAUUGAGUUUUCCCGAA